Messenger RNA from Pecten maximus, 819 nucleotides. Its product is annotated as lysozyme-like. The record is from RefSeq and is a predicted model, not a curated record. The transcript is spliced from 6 exons. Gene Ontology annotation, molecular function: lysozyme activity. Lineage: Eukaryota; Metazoa; Mollusca; Bivalvia; Pectinida; Pectinidae. Bases 66 to 770 code for a protein of 234 amino acids.
UAUAUGUUAAUAUAUAUAUAACAUUCCGAACGAGUAGAUUACACACAAGUCACACAACAAUAGAAAUGUUGCCAACGUUACUUUGUUGCUUAGCUUUUGCUGGGAUUACCUCAGCUAGUAUUUCCGGUCACAUCGCAUCGGGUACCUGUGUAUGUCUCACAACGGGCGGUGUACACGCCAGGAGUGGGGCUGGCCUCAGCCAUUCUAUAUUGGCCACCUUGAACUCCGGCGAGUGCUACAAAUUUAAUGGUGGAAUUCUGACACAUGACGGGUACCACUGGUACGAGCUUCAGGACGUGCACGGACAUCACAGAGUUUGGGUUGCCGGGAACUUUCUAAGAACGUCUUCUUCCUCACACUGUAGCGGUAGUGGGACUAGCACGGGGACGUCCGCUCAUGGAAGUUUUACUUCAGGCGUUGUAUCGGCACAUUGCCUAUCAUGCAUUUGUCAGCACGAGUCUGGAUGUAAACCAUUAGGAUGUGCUUGGGAUGUAAACUCUGACUCCUGUGGAUACUUCCAACUGAAGGACGUAUACUGGCAGGACUGUGGGAGGCCAGGAGGGUCUCUGGCAGCCUGCGCUGCUGACCUCCACUGUUCAUCAGGUUGUAUUCAGAAGUACAUGUCUAGAUACAUAGGAGGUUCAGGAUGUGCUCACAACUGCGAGAGCUACGCUCGGAUUCAUAAUGGCGGACCUGCCGGAUGUCACCAUAGCAACACUCUUCAUUACUGGAACGCAAUUCAACAUGCUGGAUGCUCAGCUAACAGCUAAAUGUUUCUAAACAAAUUCUGAAAUAAAAACGGUGAUCUUUCUGAACACA